GAAUUAAAGAUCACCUCUUGUUUGUACUGAGACAAGGAAGUGUUCCUUCCCAGGAUCUUGAAAAGAGGAUGGGAAGGUCUACAAAUAUCUACCCUUAGCAAUCCUAGGAAACCUUCCACCUGUUCCCAACAAAGGAGAGCAAUAAAAGGACUAGAAAAGUGAAGAGAACUUUAGGAAGAUCAGGUCUCUGGAGAGAUGCCGUCUGAUGUAACGGAAGCCUCUGAGGGGGUAGAUGAGGCAGAGAAUGUCCACUAUGAGGAAACAGAAGAGGAUGAAAACGUCAGUCCCACUGACCUCUCGGAGAUGCUCAAGGAGGGGACCAAAGAGUCUCAUGAUCGUGCAGAGAACACUCAGUUUGUCAAAGACUUCCUGAAAGGACGAAUCAAGAAGGAGCUCUUUAAGUUGGCUACUGUGGCACUUUACUACACAUACUCUGCCCUGGAAGAGGAAAUGGACUGCAACAAGGACCAUCCUGCAUUUGCCCCUUUGUAUUUCCCUCUAGAGCUUCAUCGGAAAGAGGCAUUGGCUAAAGACAUGGAGUAUUUCUACGGGGAAAACUGGAAAGAGAAGAUUCAGUGUUCAGAGGCAACUAGGUGUUACGUAGACAGAAUCCAUCAUGUUGGGCAGUAUGAACCAGAACUGCUGGUAGCCCAUGCCUACACACGGUACAUGGGGGACCUGUCUGGGGGCCAGAUACUCAAGAAGGUAGCCCAGAGGGCCUUGAAGCUGCCCAGUACAGGGGAAGGGAUCCAGUUCUAUGUGUUUGACAAUAUUUCCAAUGCACAGCAGUUCAAGCAGUUCUACAGGGCCAGGAUAAAUGCCCUGGACUUGGACAAGAAAGCCAAGGAGAGGAUUGUGGAGGAAGCCAAUAAGGCAUUUGAAUUCAACAUGCAGGUAUUCGAUGAACUGGACAAAAUUGGCGCAUUGUUAACUGAAGAAGCCCAGGAUGGAGGGCUCCCAGUGCAUGAUGGAAAAGGAGACCUGCGCAAGUGCCCAUACUAUGCCACAAAACUAGGCAAGGGGGACCCUGGCUGCCCCUAUCACGUUGGCAUGGCCAUGCUGAAGCAGCCCACCCUGCAGUUUGUCCUUGCAGCUUGCAUUGCCUUGGCUGCAGGCAUUGCAACAUGGUACGUGAUGUGAUGGAUGGACACUAGAUGGAGUUAUCUCAUGGUGACUCAAGAAGAUGAACACACCCUUUUGGGACUGCUCCUCUGGUGGUGGAGUUUUUAAAUGCAAGAUUUAAGUAAACAAUAAACCAGAAUCUACAGUGAAUGCCUAGGACUAUUUGCAUACAAAUAACCCAAAUACUGCAUGGUACCACACCUAGUAAUCUAUAUAAUUACCCAGCAGGGUUCUGAGCUAGUAACUUAAUGCAGGAAUUGUAAUCUAGCUCCACAACUGCCACGUGGAGCCAAAAAUCUAUAGUGACCUGGUAUGGGUCUUAAAUCAGGGAAUGGCUUUAGCCAGCUAUUGUCAAAUGAUCAGCUCUUCAUAUCCCUGACCAGGCUGGGGUUUUCUCCCCAGCCGCCUGAUGGAGUUUUCUUUGCUCCUUCCAACAUAGUAUUGCUCCUCACAUGCUGAUCAAGCACUUAGCUUGUGAUACUGGGACAGAACACUCAGAGCUAGCUCAAAUCAGGAAUUGCACUUUGUCCUGGUGAAGGUGGUGGGGAAUUCAAACUGCUCUGAAACAGCUCUUAUCCCUGAUGCUGUGGCACAGUGUCAGUUGCCCCAAAGGCAGAAUAACUUGCUGCUCAUGUUGCAAGGGCCAUAGGCUCAAAACCAGUUUUAUAAAUGAGGGCCCUUUUUGCCCUGGCAUGUAGCAAUUGCUGAGCAAAUAGUUUCCCAUGAGCUGGGGGAGCAAGUCCUUGUAUAUAUUAAAGUUAAUGGUUUACUUUUUCAUGUAACUUAUAUUGUGAUAGAGCCUUUGACCCAAUAAAGUUUAUACUCUGAA
Molecule: messenger RNA, 1951 nt
Organism: Malaclemys terrapin pileata
Lineage: Eukaryota; Metazoa; Chordata; Testudines; Emydidae
Gene: HMOX2
Product: heme oxygenase 2
Exons: 6
Coding region: 196-1140 (314 amino acids)
Biological process (GO): response to oxidative stress; heme oxidation; heme catabolic process
Molecular function (GO): heme oxygenase (decyclizing) activity; heme binding
Source: RefSeq, a predicted model, not a curated record